Molecule: messenger RNA, 687 nt
Organism: Penaeus monodon (black tiger shrimp)
Lineage: Eukaryota; Metazoa; Arthropoda; Malacostraca; Decapoda; Penaeidae
Product: transcription elongation factor SPT5-like
Exons: 2
Coding region: 121-630 (169 amino acids)
Source: RefSeq, a predicted model, not a curated record
UAGGAGAGAAAGGGAGUCAGGGGGUCAGAUCUUAUCAAACGGUGAUAAAAAGUAACAGAAGAUACAUAUAAUUUUCUCGUUUGUUGAUUUCAGAGGCAAUUAGGAGAGCAAGAAGAGAAAAUGAAAUACGUUCUUUCUUCGAUGGGAGAUUUACAUUUGAGUGAAAUGGAGCCGCCACGUGACCCUGAGCCGACGGGCACAAGCCAACCCUCGACCUCAGGCAGGAGGAGGAGGGCCCAAGGAGAAGCUGGCAGCAGCGAGACUCCGCUAGCAGCUGCCACGGACGGGGCUAGGGGAGCAGCAGGUGGGAGAGGCAAGCCUCAGCAAGCAGCUAGCAGCAGAGACAAGGCUAGGAAACCACCAGAAAACGACGAGCAUGUGCAAGCCGCAGGCAAGGCUGGGCGUCCGGAAGCAGCAGGCAGGAGGGAAAGGGUAGGGCGAAAGGCAGACAGGAGGGCCAAGUCUAAGGGGGUAGCCGACAGGGACCAGUCGCCACAAGAAGACGACAGGGACCAGUCGCCACAAGAAGACGACAGGGACGAGUCGCCACAAGUAGACGAAAGAAACGAAUUGGCAAGAGGAAACAGCGACGAAUCGCCACAAGAAGACGACAGCGACGAGUCAGUGUGAUUUCAUCCAACUUUGUAAAGAUCGUGUGUAAAGUAACUAAUAAAUAUGUAGAGUAUA